CUUCAAGGGGAACCAUUUAGUAUGAAACUCAAAUAUAACAGUUUUAUAUUUUUAACCCCAAAUCUUUCAUUGAAAACAUGAAACUUUCUCACUCUACAGUUUUAGAAUGGUCUACUUCAUAACACUUCCUCAGAGGUCCAAAAUACCCUACUUUGCUGUGAUUCUAAUAUGCGUUUAAAGAAAUUCUUUGUUCCUGACAGCUACAUGGAACUCUGGGAUUUUUAAGGCCGGGGCGGGGAGGGGGGUUGAAAGUAAUGUUUGUUGUAUGCCUACUCUAUUAGGCUCUUAGUAUUUAUUAACUCAUAUUCCUAGGGACACCACUAGAGUACUGUUGUAUCCAUUUUACAGAUGAGAAUAGCUGAGGCUAGCAUAAUCACUCUUUGGUCUAGGUAGGGAGUUAGACAUGCCACCUACAUUACUACAAAACAUGAAAUAUGCUUAAGUGCUUAAACGAUGUCCAAGCCACAAGUAGGUGGUAUGAGUGGCCCUGUGAAGCAAAAACUAGCAUUUGCACAACAGGCACACAUGUGCCUGUUUCUGCAAAUAAAUUUCCCAACGUGGCCACAGACGGGUGCGAAUCCACUAAGGACUCCCGGGUGUGAUGGGGGGACGAACCGGACAAUCCUCGUGGAAAGCCGCAUCCGAGCGUCCUCAGUAUUCUACAUGUACGGAAGUUGGCUAGGGUCGGGGGGCUUGACCUGCGGCUGCGUCCUGCUCCCCGAGCCCUCCCCGCUUUCAGCCGCUGCUGCCGCUAAAUCCCGGAGAGUGGAGCGUUCACGUUGAGAUUCCUCGGCGGGCCUGACAGUGGCUGCUGGGCAUGCUCAGUGGGCAGGACCCGUUAGGAGUGGCGAGACCGCAGCUGAACGCACAGCUAGAAGGUUGGCUCUCACAAGUACAGUCUACAAAAAGACCUGCUAGAGCCAUUAUUGCACCCCAUGCAGGAUACACAUAUUGUGGGUCUUGUGCUGCUCAUGCUUACAAACAAGUGGAUCCGUCUAUUACCCGGAGAAUUUUCAUCCUUGGGCCUUCUCAUCAUGUGCCCCUCUCUCGAUGUGCACUUUCCAGUGUGGAUAUAUAUAGGACACCUCUUUAUGACCUUCGUAUUGACCAAAAGAUUUACGGAGAACUGUGGAAGACAGGAAUGUUUGAACGCAUGUCUCUGCAAACAGAUGAAGAUGAACACAGUAUUGAAAUGCAUUUGCCUUAUACAGCUAAAGCCAUGGAAAGCCAUAAGGAUGAGUUUACCAUUAUUCCUGUACUGGUUGGAGCUCUGAGUGAGUCAAAAGAACAGGAAUUCGGAAAACUCUUCAGUAAAUAUCUAGCGGAUCCUAGUAAUCUCUUUGUGGUUUCUUCUGAUUUCUGCCAUUGGGGUCAAAGGUUCCGUUACAGUUACUAUGAUGAAUCCCAGGGGGAGAUUUAUAGAUCCAUUGAACAUCUAGAUAAAAUGGGUAUGAGUAUUAUAGAACAAUUAGAUCCUGUAUCUUUUAGCAAUUACUUGAAGAAGUACCAUAAUACUAUAUGUGGAAGACAUCCCAUUGGGGUGUUAUUAAAUGCUAUCACAGAACUCCAGAAGAAUGGAAUGAAUAUGAGCUUUUCUUUUUUGAAUUAUGCCCAGUCAAGUCAGUGUAGAAACUGGCAAGACAGUUCAGUGAGUUAUGCAGCUGGAGCACUCACGGUCCACUGAAGCUCUGAGUCCUCAGGGAUACCGCCUGCACACACUCAUACUCUGUCCGGGGUCCCAGCCUAGCCCUUACCAAGAUACUGGUCCUGGUUUGGGGGGAUUCUGAAACCUCAAACUAAUAGAACUUUCUUCUUUUCUAGUAGGUGUAGUCCUUCCUUAAUUUCAACUCAUUAAAAAAUGCUUUAUAGUUUAGGCAGUGGAAGGAAGGCUGGCAUCAAAAUAUGUGAUCAAACACCAUGGCAGUGUAAAGGCCCAGUUGUGGCAGACAGGCUUUUGAAAGUAACUUGUAAAGCAUUUACCAUAUCCUAAAUUUGCACUCUUUGCAGACUUGUGCACAUAUAUUCCGCUUUCAGAAUAGUUUUGCAAAUUGUACACAAACAAAAAAAGGGUGGAAGCUUUUUAAUAAAGAAAUUGCAUUUAUAAAUGAUCUGUAUUAAAAUAUAAUAAAUCUCCAGUUAUAGUCAAUUACUACCCAUGUUGUACAACAGAUACCUUCUAUUUUAGUUGCUAAUAAAGGGCUACACAAAUCAAAA
Manis pentadactyla (Chinese pangolin) is the source of this 2214-nucleotide messenger RNA. It is a transcript of the gene MEMO1, whose product is annotated as mediator of cell motility 1. NCBI's taxonomy places the organism in Eukaryota, Metazoa, Chordata, Mammalia, Pholidota, Manidae. The transcript has 9 exons. The record is from RefSeq and is a predicted model, not a curated record. The coding region runs from base 818 to 1684 and encodes 288 amino acids.